Messenger RNA from Lethenteron reissneri (Far Eastern brook lamprey), 7806 nucleotides. Its product is annotated as protein SET-like. The record is from RefSeq and is a predicted model, not a curated record. Gene Ontology annotation, cellular component: nucleus. NCBI's taxonomy places the organism in Eukaryota, Metazoa, Chordata, Hyperoartia, Petromyzontiformes, Petromyzontidae. Gene Ontology annotation, biological process: nucleosome assembly.
GGAAGAAAGUUUGGCCGCCCUCGGUCGAGAGGCCUCGCUGUCGCAACUCGACUGGAGCUCGUUUAAACACAUCGUUUUAAUUAUUAUUAUUAAAGCCGUUCGUGACAAUUCCCCGACCCCCCACCACAUAAAUAAGUGAGAGAAAAAACACUGGGUGCGUGGACGCGGUGUGUUCGUGUGGGAAGAAGGUGGUUUUUGAAAGAAAAAUUACAAAAAACAAGUAAAAGUGAUCGUUUAUAAGAGGAGGCUUGAGGAGGAAGAUGAGCGAGGCGGCAUUGCAGCAGGGCCCGCCUGCCAAGGUGCGCAGGACGGAGGCGGGAACAGGAGGCGGCGAGGGAGACAACGGACCAACCGAUAAGGUCCUGACUUCUGCCACCAGCAAUGAGGGUGAAGUCGCAGAUGCCAAGAGUACUGCACCCAGCAGCCCAACCACACUCCCUAGCACCCAGGCUCCUGUCCCUGCUGUUCAAGAACCCAUUAUGUCUUCCAGCACACAGGGUCAAACGCAAAAGGCUCUGGAGGAGAUCGACGCCUGCCAGAAUGAAAUCGAUGCUCUCAACGAGCAGGCGAGCGAGGAGAUCUUGCGCGUGGAGCAGAAGUACAAUCGCCUGCGUAAGCCACACCUGGAGCAGCGGAGCGAGCUCAUUCGCAAGAUCCCCAACUUCUGGCUCACUGCCUUUCUAAAUCACCCGCAGAUCUCCCCAUUGAUCGAUGAGACUGAUGAAGAGGCUUUCCAUCACAUGACGAAGCUUGAGGUGGAGGAGUUUGAGGAUAUCAAGUCUGGAUACAGGAUAAAAUUACACUUUGCUGAAAACCCUUACUUUGAAAAUGACAUCGUCACAAAAGAGUUCCACCUUGGAUCAGCAGGCAAGCCGGUGUCGCAGAGCACGCCUAUCCGGUGGAAGGCGGGCAUGGAACUGACACGCCAGCACCCUCCGGCUGACACCAAGGGCCGUAAGCGCGGACACAGCAGCUUCUUCAUGUGGUUCGGUGACCACAAUGACCCGACCUCGGACGAGGUCGCAGAGGUUCUUAAGGACGACAUGUGGCCCAAUCCCCUUCAAUAUUACCUUUUGCCCGACAAUGAUGGAGAGAAUGGCCUUGACAGCGAAAGUGAAGAGGGGACGGUGGAUGACUCGGUGGUGAUAAUUGACGAUGAGGAUGACGACGACGACGAUGAUGACAGCGAUGGUGACGUGCAAGAGAUUGAUGAUGAUGACGAUGAUGCCCUGGAGUUUGAAGAUGUUGAAGAUGAUGGGGAAGUGCUCAUUGAAGACGAUGAUGACAAAGGAGACGAGGGUCAUGUGGAAGUGCUGGAGGGAGACGAUGACGACGACGAUGACGACGAAGACGACGACGAUGACUUCGAUGAAGAUGAUGGCGCGGCAGACAAUGAUAAUCCAGGGGAAGAGGAGGAGGAAGAGGACGGAUAGACGUCGGCUGGACACACCCAUCUGUUUUCAUCGGUGCGAAAAUUAAAGUGUUUUCAGCAAUGGAAUCCUUCACUCGUUUCCUCCACUGCACUUCUACCUAUGAACCAGCGUGAUAUGGCGACCUUCUUUGUUGACGUGAAAUCAAGGUUGACGUCAAACCAUCAGACGCAAAAAAAUGUUAAUGUAAAAAAGUAAAUUGUAGAUUAAAAUGCAUAUUUUGCUGUUAUACAUCACUUUCCAAGUAAUACCAUUCAAAGUUUAUUUUUGUAAAAUCGUAUAAAAGUGAAAAAGCUCUUUUCAUUUUUUCACCGUUUUAUCACUAGGGUUUGUGAUAGCCAAGCUAGUGUGUGUGUGUAUAUAAAGAGUGUUUCGAUAAAAGUAGCUUUCCAAUGUGUGGCCCUUUUUAAGCAAGGAUCACCUUUGUAUUUUGUUGUAUUAGCUCUCGAUGUUUACGUUUGUGUAUCAUUACAGAUGCCAGUCUUUUUAUAAAAAGUUUCAAAGUUUAGAAUUGUGUUCCACCAUCAAAAGUAGAAUUUUAUCAUGGAGAAUAUAGUGGUUAGCAUCUGAGUUAGGCAGGUUUUUGCCUGGUUUGGCAGCUUAUGUAGAGAUCUCAAAGCAAAAAUUUUAAUUAAGUGGAAUGACACUUAAAACCCAAUUGGUUGAGACGUAAUUUAGUUAAUUAUCUCAAGGUCUGCCAUCUGUCUCCAUUUGCAACUUUUAUUUUACCAAAUAUUCUUCCAAAGUAAUUUUUAUGAAAUGUAAAUGUACCAUGCAUAGUAUUGAUUUGAAGCUUUCGUGACUACAGGAAUCCAUACUCUUUGGUUCUUUCGGUAAAGUCACGUAGGUAUAAAAUAAAAUAAAUCACGACGUUUCGAUCGCAACACAAGCAGCCAACUACUGGAUUAUAUUUUUUACGCCUGAGGAUGACUUCUUGUUUUGCGAUCGAAACGUGAUUUAUUUAAUUAAAAUGUUUACCUACGUAACUUUACCAAAAGAACCAAAGAGUAUGCAUAGUAUUGUUUUGCACCAUACUGUGCCACAGUAGCGUGAAGCAUUUGCUCCUGCUGUAGUCCAGAAGUCAAGCAAACGUGCAAGUGUCUACAUCAGCAGUGGGCCCUCUGCCUUGUGGUGUAAUUAGAAAUUGAUUGAUUUACUGACCACCAGCCGACACGGAAACAAUGUGUAGUUUGGUGCAACACAUCACAGAUAAUGGGUCAACUGUUAUUUAGACCACUGUUUGAAAAUGUUAGCAAAAUGUAUGUAUGUUUAAUGUCUUUCGCACCGCAUGUAGUAAACCGUGCUAAUCAGAGGUGCGGGAAGGGGGAUUGACAUAUUAUGUUACGUGGCACGUUAUGCCUACUCAAGUGGUGUGUGUCCUUUGGCUUAUUGUGCACAGAACUAUAGUGGGAAAUCGCUAUCUCAACAACGUUUAAAGAGACUCAGAAAUUGUUGGUGUAGUUGAAUUAAAUAAUUGAAAAUAAGCAAGCAUAUAUUUUUCCCCUCUUGUUCAUAAUGCCAGUGGUAUAAAUUAUGAGUGUUAUAAAAUAGUAAUUGUAUUAGAUGCUUUUCCCCUCUGCUUUUCUUCAUUGUGCAUUGUUUGCAAUCACAGCAAAGGCAUUCAAGGCAGAUUUGUUAGUUGUGCUAAACUACAUGGUUUUCGUGCUUAUUUAAGCAUAUAAUUAUUUGAAACAUAAAUAUGCUAUCAAAAUGAUUCAUCCUAGGGUACACAAUUGACAAAUUAGUCUUUCGAGGGGGGAUAAUUGUAUUAUUUGUAAAAUGUUUUUGGACUUAAAAUUUUACAAUUUAUAUGUUCACUUUCAUAUUGUAUUUGAACCGAACGUUUCCAUUCAAGCAAUUACACGGAUAUUUGUUUAACAUUUUUAGUAAAUGGAUGCUUACUGGACUUUUGCAACAGUCAUUGAAUUACGUGGGGUCACAGACAAUUCCCAUGGCUUUAGUAGUGACCUGAAUAGCCCCCUUGAAUUGCAUUGGACAUCGGUCAUCUGUAAUGCACGAUUUUAAUUCCCACCCAAAUGAACCGUCGUGUUCCUAAUUGUUUGCAACGCAGCUUCACAAGUGGUUAUUUAACCGUCAAAGCAUGUGCUGGUAGCCUGGAGGAAAUUGUGGUGGGAUCCAUUUCAAAGUUUUAGUAUUUUAUCUAGAUUUCUCUUGGAUUUUUUUAUGCUACAUGUUUCAGUUUAGAAUAAAAAAAAUAAUCUAUAAUAGUUAAUAUAUCAGUUUAACAUUUGUUAACCAUUUAUAAGUCGCGUACUUCUAAAGGAAUAUUCGUCCUUUGUUGAAGCAGCAAUCUCUGUCACAUAGUGGACUUUUUUUAUCACCCCCGUAAAACAUUCUUUGUCCCCUGCUACCAAUUCAGGCUAAAGUUGGUAACAAAAAGCAGUACAUGUUGUCGACCAAGUGCAGGAGCUAAAUGUUGAUUCCAGUGGCUGACGCAGCUUUGCUACAGAUGCCGCGAAUCGUAAUUUAACUUUGUUUAAUAGCUGUAGACAUGAAUGUACAGUGAAUUCUCAUUUCACAUUUGCUGCAACUUGCAGAGGUUGUUUAAGCCCCGGUUGGCAAUUGGUUGAGCGCUUGGAUGUAUUCACCAAAGAUGCGUGUGCUGUCUGCUUCACAGUGGGCGUUAAAAUCACGUGAUCUUAUUCAAAAUAGAGUUAAGCCAUGCGUGCUGCAAUCACUGUCAAAAUUUGAAAGUAGAAAAUACCUGCAAAUAACUUCGGAAAAAAUCACAUUAACAUAUACUUCCUGCUGGCAGACGAUACCAAUUUGCAGGCUGGCGCUGAUUUAUGGCUUGUUCUAUGUAGCGACAAUGGCCACUAGCUGUCCUCUAGGCUUGACUGCUAUAAUGGAAUGGUUGAGUUGAGAAGAGAUGUAAGUUGCUUUGACUUACUGAGUCAUUUAAGCACUAUAAUGACAACAAGAACAUUCAAUCAGAAGCGUUAUUUUGACUGGGGGAAUUCGAUGAGCUAUGAAGCUUUUUUCACUAGAUAUACAGUGUGGGUGGAUCAAUGGCAUAUAGCAAAUGUGUGCUACCCGCCACUUGUUUUCAUCUGUUUUAAAUUUCUCAACCCUACAGGCUAAAACAUUUUUUUGAGUUUUCUUUAGCCUUCGCUUAACUAAAAUGUUUCCACAGCUAGUUGUGACGUUGCGGAAUGACUUGCUGGCUUAGCCAAAGCAGUUUGGACGUUCCUGCAAUGGUCGUUUUUUUAAGCUACCACAUUUCAUUGAGCUGCAUUACUAGGCUUGUGGUGCUAACUAAAUAUGAUUAACAAAACGUAGAAACGACAGCGUUCAUCUAAAUUGCACGUUGAUGUGAAGUGUAGAUUUAGGAAUAUUUUACAUUUAUGUAGUAAAUCUGCCCAGGAUUAAGCAAAAGUAGUUAAUGCAAAGCUACAUUAAUAUGAUGGGUGUUAUAAUUAGAUUUACUAUCAUGAAAGCAAAAACACAUUCAGUUUCAUUUUAUCUGUUUGCAAUCUCAACGUUGCUCCUUAUGCAGGUCGCUAGAUGGUUCAGGAGGCUAAAGUCAUGUCUGCACCGAGCCAGCACUUGUGACAUUCUGGACUUGACACAAGUUCUAGCCACCUACUCAGCCGAGUACUGAAGUGUGACAAGUUGAUGGUCGUUGUACAUCUCCAAUCCAGCACUGUGGAGGCGAUUUUGGAUCGCACAAAUGUUGUGAGACUCCGUGGGCGUCGAGGCUGCAACACCUAGGCCUGCCAGGAGCAGCAAGUGGAUUAAUGUCCAUCUGUUACCAUCUACAGGGGAUAGUGUUGCUACAGACCCCCCUCGCACGUGUGGGUAUUCUCCGGGUGCUCCGGUUUCCUCCCACACGUAUAAACACUUGUUCUCAAGAAAUCACCUUAAUAUAUAGAGAACCACAGAAGUUGGGCAAUAGUUGGUGCCGGCUCUCCGAACGUAUCUUCCCUCUCGCUUUUCUGUAGUUCCUCGCGCAUCUGGUAUUAAAAUGAGUUCAGUUAAUUUGUAGUGCAGUAGAAGUAAGCUGCGCUUAUAUUUAUAGUGUGGUUAUAUCAGAAGUUGUCCACCUUUAUCUCCCACCACUGUAAUAUAAGCAUGUGUUGCUUAUUUAUGAGAACUUCUAGUCUAUUGCGUCUCGGAAUACUCGAAAAUGUUUUUAUCACGUCCCUCAAGAGGUGUUUGGAAGGUGCCACCACCUAAUUGGCAGAAUAAAGGACCUCGGCUCUGUGCUGCCACCCUUCCGGAGGGCAGUCCUCUCACCAUGGGGCUCAUGCCAUUGGGUUCUGCGAGGACUUCGAACAGAAAAAUCUUCUGUCAUGGCAUGACGCGGAUAGAAAAAAAAAGUUGGGUAAAUAAUUGUGAAAAAUGCAACAAAGUAAUGUAUUUUUUAAAUGUAAUUGCGUAGCUUUGGUAAGAUAAGUGUACAGAUCAGUUGUGUGUAGUUGGCCAGCAAUGACAUGUUAUUAUCCCCUGCCACGUGCUCUUAAAUUUAAGAUUAAAUAUCAAAUGUUAGCGUUAUUACAUACAAACAUUGUAUUUUAACAUUGCAGCAGCAUCAUACAGUUUUAUUUAACUCCUUUUAAUUCGGGGUUUUCAUUGAUAUUAUUUAAUACACCUUCAUAAAGUCGUUUUAUAUUUAGUAUUUGAUAUAUUUACCGGUAAUUCCAAUCGUGUAAACUUUAUUUAAAGUACACUUUAUACAGUUUAUCUUUUCAGAGAAAUGUUUUUUGUUAAUUAAAGCCGCUAGAUGUUUCCGUUGUAAAUAACAUCGAAUUCUUCGUUUGCUCUCUGUGCUCAUCGCAUUUGAGACUUUGUAGGAGUGCUGGCUAUGCUUGUGUAUAGUGUGCAGCAAACCUUGUUAUCCAUAAUACUAUUAUGGAUGAUAUUUGGUCGCGAAAGCCUACGUGUUUAAACACAUUGUUAGCCUGAAAGUCUCGCCGUAAUGUCGCCCCGCGGGUUGACUUCUGGAAUUUGUUUUGCUUCAUACAGCCUUCUCCAUGGGACAUCGUGUAUUCAGUGUGGCAACAGAGUGGUUAGAAAAUGAACGACAGCACACAUCGUUGGCUAAAGCAGUGCGUUGGCAUUCACAGUUGGAGGCUUUUGGUGGAAGUUUGGUGUCCACUGAUUGACAAGAAUGGGAUUUUUGUAAAUAAAUUAUUAUAUGAAAGUUGUGCAUCUUUUGGGAGGUGGGGGGGGGGCGGGUGUACUUUGACUAAGUUCACAUUAAACAAUUCAAGCAAAUGUUUGGGUUUGCUUUUAAUCAUGCUGCAGUGCCACUUGUGCAUUAUUUUUUUUGCUAACCGGCGUCAUUAGCGUCAGGCAUCGGAUGAUUGUCUAGAACAGCCUAUGAAUGUUUCGGGUCCUGUUAUAGGGUUGGAGCUGAUGGAUCUACAUUUUUUUUUUCAGAGUAGUAUUAUGCUGAGGUUUACUACUGUGCCGGAAAUGUUUUAGAAUCCACAUUUACGAAGCAGACGGUGAUACAGAUCCACGCGAGUGGUUUCAAAAGUUAAUAUUUAAUAUUCUGAGAAUUGCAGGUAUUUUAUACCAUCGAACAAUCCACCCCCACAAUUCACAAUUGAUGAUGCAGCAGUUGUGGAGAGAGUGGAGAGUUUCUCAUACCUGACCAGUGUGCUCAUGACCGGCUCCGGUUUAACAGCAGAGGUCUCACUCUAAAUCAGUCGAGCGCCAUUAUAUUUUCAUCGCAUGCGUUAGGCUGUGUGGAAGCUACCUGGUCUCUCGCUCCGCAUGAAGCUCCAGGUCUUCUCGGCCACGGUAAUUCCCUCCCUUCUCUACGCUUGCGAAACGUGCACCCCCCUAAUGGAACAUCUUCGCCGGUUAGAAACAUUUAGUCUGGCCUGCUAACAAUCCAUCCUGGGUUUAACCAUAUAUGUGUGUGUGUGCGUCUAAGUCUAUGUGUUUCUAUGUGUGUGUGUCAAUGUUUGUGUGUAAGUCCAUGUGUGUGUCUGCCUUUUUCGCCCGAGCAACGCCGGGUACUUAACGCUAGUUUAAUAAUAAAAAACCUUGAUGGCUGUGCACUUACGUUGUGGCUAGAAUGUAUUUUAUAAGAACCUUUGGCUCUAAAGCAAAAUUGACUGCAUUGGUUUUUCAAAUUAUUUGGUUCUUUCGAUAAAGUCACGUAGAUAGAAAAAUAAUUUUAAAAAGUGAAUAAAAAUGAUUUCAAAAAACUUGAAUGUAGACUAGCCUGGUUCUUAAUCGGAGUGAUUGUACUGGCAGUCUAUAAUGUAGACUGCAGCUAUGGUUAUUAAACUGAGUGGGCGUACUGGCAGUAUUAUGUAGACUGGCCUGGUUUUUCAAACUUCAGGUUUACCCAAAACCGCAUCACAUUUGACCAUUCAAGUAAUCUUUCACGUCACGUGUA